Oreochromis aureus is the source of this 1257-nucleotide messenger RNA. RefSeq lists its product as uncharacterized. The record is from RefSeq and is a predicted model, not a curated record. The transcript is spliced from 4 exons. NCBI's taxonomy places the organism in Eukaryota, Metazoa, Chordata, Actinopteri, Cichliformes, Cichlidae. The coding region runs from base 86 to 910 and encodes 274 amino acids.
UGGUGGACCAACUGUCAGACGAGAGUUGCAGUUUGUUACAGAGAAGGUGCUGAGUGAGAAUGAGUGCAAGGAUACAAUCUCUCUGAUGAAACAUUCAGCUGAUGAAGACACAGUCAAGAAGAAGAUGAAGUUGACAUUUGUUUAUCAACACAGCAUGGUCCUUGACCUCCUGCUGUCAAGCAACAUACUGUCUGUUUUUCCACGUUUCAAAGAUAUCAAAGGCUUGAUCAAACAGGAUUUUGUACUGAUGUUUGGUGAGGAUGUAUCACGCAGGUUGCUGGAGAGGUGGCCAACAGCAUUCAAAAGAAAGAUUAUCCAACAAGGCAGAAAGCUUCCUUCUACCAGUGACCUGAAAGAACUCUUGCUGGCAGCUGACUCACCUGAGGAUGCCACUGAAGUUAAUGCUGACAUUGGCUGGGACAGUGGGACAGGUGGGACAAUAGCAAUUCUAUUGCUAUUACAUCUGAUUCCAUCAUCUGGUCAGGGUCGGAAGAGACCAGGAAAGGUGUCAGCUUCUCAAGCAGAAAGGCAUCUUGUGGUCUUCAAGAAGACUGGAACAAAUAUCCAAGAGCACCUUGAUGCCGUCACUACCAGCACUCAACCCUACCUCCUGGCUGUUGGGGUGAAAAAGAAUGACAUCCACUGGUUCUUCAUUAUUCUUGACAAGAAUGCCAUGCCAUGCAAGUCUACCUCUUCACUUGGUUCUUUUGAUGAACUGUUUAAAGCACAUUUUGUGUUUGGCACAUCUUACAACACUAUGCUUCACAACAUGUACACGUUCAUCCAAACCACAGGUUUUAGAAAACAUUUAAAUACCAAACACCUUAACUAUUUUGACCAACAGGCUGACACUGAUGUUAAUCUACAGCCUGAUGUGGCAGUUAAAGAAGUUAGCACUACAGGGAGGUGAUGUCAACUAAUGUAGAAGAAACCACACCCACAACAUCUGAAAAGGUCAAAUAAGAGCACUUUGGAUAUGUGUGCCUCUGCUGUUGCACAACUCAGGGCAGCUGGAUUAAGCCAAUCUACUGUGAAUAGUUUUGUCUCCUCAAUGGAGGAAGUGUUUUUUGAGAUUCAUACUCAGGCUAAAGAUGCAGCCUUACAGAGUGUACCUUUACAGGACACCACAAGUAAAAAUAAAUAUAAUAGUAAUAAAAUAAAGCAUUGGGAGUCCUUUAGCCUUGAAAGAUUAGCUUUAGGACCAGGAAAGAUGGUGACACUUGGAGAGCUGGAAGAAGGUCCAGAAAUUGCUUGGAG